AUGGAUUACGAGAAACGCAAAUCUCAUGAGGCGUAUGGCGACGCCGACCCCCCACCUUAUCCCGGCAACAGCGCCGAGUUGCCCACGUACCAAACGCCGACACUCAACAACUCAACUUCAGACUCCAGAGGGCUGGUCCCCGCCACAGCCCGAUUCCCGCCGACACUGAAUUGCUAUUACCAGUGGAAGUGGAAAGAAAUUUACUACCUUGGUCCCUCAUCCGAUGAAAGGAUGUUCGCCAUCACUUUCGACAAAACCAUCUUUUCCAGGAAACAAACAAUGCUUCUUCGCAAUGGACCUUCAGAUGAGGCUCCAGUCCUGGCAACUGCAAGCCGAAGUGUCAAGGGGUGGUACGAGAACGCCAUCAUCAACGUAAACAAGCCCCACGGUAGCGGCAACGAUAUCGCCUUCGAGAGACCGGCAAACACCGGGUGGAGAAAGAGUGAACAGCGCGCCUUUCACUAUCGGACGGGCAAGGGCAUUGUGGAAGAGUUCCAAUGGCGAACGUCUCACGGAAACGAAAUCAAGGAGCUCGCCGGUCACUCCGCGGGCUGGAAGCUGGUGCGCAUGAUGGGCCCGGAAACCAUAGGAGGAAGUUCGAAGAAUCCACAACUGGGAUACUCGAGUGACGGACACGAGGUUGUGGCAGUUCUGGCCCACAACACGUCGUGGAGCAUGACCAAAGGAUACAAGUUUGCAUUCAUGGGAACCGGUCUUACGGGGACCUUGGGCGAGGAGUGGGAGGCAAUAGCUGUGCUUACUGGAUUCUGGAUGUGGUGGCAGCAGCAGAUGACAGCGGCAUCUACGGGUGCUGCUGGUGCCGGCGCUGGAUGA
Colletotrichum karsti is the source of this 834-nucleotide messenger RNA. RefSeq lists its product as uncharacterized. The coding region runs from base 1 to 834 and encodes 277 amino acids. The transcript has a single exon. NCBI's taxonomy places the organism in Eukaryota, Fungi, Ascomycota, Sordariomycetes, Glomerellales, Glomerellaceae. The record is from RefSeq and is a predicted model, not a curated record.